UCCCACAUAUAGCCCGAAAAGCUGCGAAACCGCCGGCCCCUGUGUUGAAGAAAACUACUCGUCUCCCUCUCUUUCUCUGUCCAUACCAAAAGAUAACACGAAACAUGGCAAAAGGGGAUGAUGCAGUUGCGAGAAAGAAGAACAAAUCCAAAAGAAAGAAACUGAAUAGAGAAAACUCUAAUGUUUCCGCUCGUGUCGCUUCCAUUAUCGCCGCCAAAAAGCGCCGCCAGUCCGGUAAACGCCGAAUGUGCCAGGGAAUGUGUUUCAGCCUUCCUACUCCAGAUGAUCCUUUCAAUGAACAGCAUGAAAAAAUGGAUUUCAAAGUGAAAGAGAAGAAAAAGAUUGUUCAAGCCAAAGUGAAUAAGAGAGAAUUUGGUAGGGGAAAGAAUGCUCCUUUGGGUCAAGACAUCCAUUGUAGGAAGAAUAAAGAUAUAGAUCAUCUAGAACACAAAAAAGAGAAGAUUGUCCUUGUGACAAGUGAAAUGAAAAAUUCGAUCCUAACAAAUGAUAAUUUAGGUCAGAAAAGCCCUGUUGAUAGUGAAACCACAAAGAUUCAACUAAAUGAGAAAGAUUAUAAUCAUCAACAACGGGCCUGUGAAAACUCAGAUUGCCCAUCAAAAUUUUUUAUAUUGUGCUUGAAUGCAAUAGAGAAAGCAUUGCAUCUGGAGGUUGCCUAUAAUAAUGAGGACAAGCCUCUGUUUGCUAACCCUUGGGGAGUUGAAUUUUUGAAAUGCUAUUCAACUGGAAAAGAUGUACUGGACACUAGUGGAUCUUCUUGUACAACUGAGCAAAUUGCAUGGAUGGCUUCAGUUGCAGCUGAUACUAUUGCAAGAAAAGAGAAACAAGGUCUAUGGUUUGCCAGUCCAUUUCUUCUAUUCCUUGUGCCAUCCCAAGAAAAAGCUGCUGAGGUACGUAUGGUUUGCAAACCUUUGAAAGAUCUUGGUAUACAUACAGUGAGUUUACAUCCCGGUGCCUCUUUGGAUCAUCAGAUUCAUGGCCUGAAGAGUUGUGAACCUGAGUUUCUUGUUUCCACACCUGAGAGACUUAUGGAGCUUGUUUCCUUGAAGGCCAUCAAUAUAUCUGGAGUCUCAUUCUUGGUUGUUGAUGGACUGGAUUGUCUUAAUCAAGAUGGUUACCUUGAUACUCUAAAAUCCAUCAGGCAAUGUAUUUCAGGGAAUCCUAACACUGUGGUUUUCAACAAUUGCUUCAGUCAUGAAUGUGUUCCAGUUCUGCAAAAUCUUCUCUCAGUAUCUAUUCAGAGAUUGUCUCUCAGCCAUUCCAUUGGCAGUCAGAGUGCAUGCAUUGUCCAAACUAUAAAUGUUUGCUCUUCUGAAGAAGAAAAACUUUCGAAGGGCCUCCAAGUUUUGCGUGAUACUUUUGGAGACCCACUAUGCUUCCAUAAUUUAAAGGUUCUAUACAUAGUUGGAGGAGAUGACAAGUCUGCUAAUUUACUUGAGACCCUUAAAAGCAAUCGUUAUUCUGUUUCAAAAGGCUCAGAUUUUGAUAUUCCAGAUGUUGAUAGCAGCUUGGAUUCAGAUCGUGGGAAAAAACCUACAAUCUCCAUGAUAAAUGCAGAGCACAUCAGUACUGCUGAUUUAGGCAUCUACGAGAUAGUUAUUUUAAGCAAUUUUGUUCUCUCCAUUGACAUUUAUGUUAAAGUUCUCACAAGAAUGGCUCGGCACAGUACCCGUGGUGUUUUGCAUAGCUUUUUGACUGAAGAAGAUGCACCACUUGCUGGAUCAUUGAUUGAAAUUCUUGAACAGUGUGGGCAGGCAGUGCCUGAAGGUCUCAGAACAUUGCAUAUUAGAUCAUCCAUGUUAGAAUCAUGAAGUUUAAAUGUCUUCUUUCCUUACAAUUCCUUCCACAUCCCAAGAAUUUUCCGUCUGAAACGAGUGUUUGAAGCUCUUGCAAAUGGUGCAGUGAAGAUGGGUUCUGCAAUACGAAGCAUUCUUUUUAUUGGUUCUGAAGAAACUACAGAUAACAGCCUGAAUCACGUAGGGUUUGGCAAGUGAUAUUAAGAACUCCUGAGUCUUUGAUCAAUUGGUGAGGAGAAUUAUCGAUUUUCGUGAUGAAAAUUCGAUUUGGUUUAUACUAGACAGCAUAUGUUAGAAAGUUCUGAUUGUUGUAAUUUUGCCAAACGCAUUUCUUCAUGUCCUGAAAAAUUUUGGACUCUUUUUCUAGCU
Molecule: messenger RNA, 2183 nt
Organism: Manihot esculenta (cassava)
Lineage: Eukaryota; Viridiplantae; Streptophyta; Magnoliopsida; Malpighiales; Euphorbiaceae
Product: ATP-dependent RNA helicase DBP3
Exons: 7
Coding region: 105-1829 (574 amino acids)
Biological process (GO): cytoplasmic stress granule assembly; P-body assembly
Cellular component (GO): P-body; cytoplasmic stress granule
Molecular function (GO): ATP binding; mRNA binding
Source: RefSeq, a predicted model, not a curated record